Metschnikowia bicuspidata var. bicuspidata NRRL YB-4993 is the source of this 4070-nucleotide messenger RNA. RefSeq lists its product as uncharacterized. The record is from RefSeq and is a predicted model, not a curated record. The transcript has a single exon. The coding region runs from base 279 to 3896 and encodes 1205 amino acids. Lineage: Eukaryota; Fungi; Ascomycota; Pichiomycetes; Serinales; Metschnikowiaceae.
CUUUUUUCCCGCUUUUCCUUCUCGCUCCCACGCUUUUCUCAACAAAAAAAACAAACAAGUUUUUUUUUACUUGAUUGUGCCUUUCAUUUCACCAGUCAGGCUAGAAUCAUCGGGGGAGCUCAUCCAACUUCGCCCGACAUUUUCAGCACGCUUGAGAUCGGCUGAAAAACACUGGUCGCAUAUUUCGAUCUGCUCCAAAAGCGCAAAGCAGUCUCGACGGCACCAAUUGGCCAAACACCAAAUCAAAACAUUCCAAGUCACCCCAAUAUAUUUGCAGCAUGGUCUUGUACAAACGCAAGCAGGUCACCUAUGUGCGUCCGCCACCUGUGCCCACCGAUCUUGGCACGGAAAUCUAUAUAAUACCACAGACAAAGGAAUGGUUCUUUAAUUACGAGGAGUACCUUGCCCGGAUGGACUACUACCGCCGGCGCAAGUUUGUGUGUGAAAUUACAGGGAACUCCUGCCUCACUUACUACGAGGCAUUUGACUCCGAAGCCAAGGAGAUCCGGGACCUCGAAACCAACUUUCCCGAGGCCUUGCGCGAGCAUAUCUUGAAGUUUCUCCAGUUCAACCGCAUCUCUAGAUUGGAUCUCUUGGUCGACAAAGUGUACCUGGUUUUCAAAAACGAGUAUUUUCCCGGCGAGGAGGUCUAUGUCAAGAAGCUCGUGUCGCCGUCGGCAGAAAAACAAGCGGCUGUGGCCAGAAACAACGACGGCGCCGCGCCCUUAAAACCGUAUAUUUCCUCGGUCAAACAGCGAGGCGUUAUUCGGGAAAAAGUCCAGUAUAGCAAUCCGUCCGAUACCAAGUAUCUCGUGUCCACAGUGGGGGACAAUGCGCAAAUCAUCGCGACCAACCAGCAGAUCACAAGAGACAGGAACCAUUUCACCAAGUGGCUUGUCAAGACGUAUGUCAAGCUCACAGUCACACGGUCCCAUAAAGUGGGCGCCCCUUGGGUGGUCAAGGAGAAGUACGCAGAAAAGUACCACAUUCCCAAGGACUUCCCGGAGGACUUGAAGCAGUUUGAGUCCAUCACGCCUUCCGGCGAGAUUUUGUACGAGGGAGAUGACCGGUUAGAUUUCCUGUCGCCUGCUCCAGAGACAGAUGCACCCAAACAGAAAAAGCCUCGUGGCAGAGCGGCGCUCAAAAAGAAGGCGGCACUCAACGCUGCCAACGCCGCUGGCGCCUCACUGGUCGACGGAGCCUUUGCAUUAGAAGGGACGAAAAACAAGGAGAAAGGUGAUGCCCGCCAUCGGUUCCCUGUGCACCACUUGCCUGCCCUGAUACGAGAGGUGCUUGACAAGAACGACCAGGCCACCACAUCCUCGUUCCAGCCGCUGAGAAAAACCAUCAUUGAGGACUUGCACUUGUCGUUUGACUUGCAGAACUGCCGACCGGAGCCCUCCGCUCUGAGGCUUCCUGCCAACGCCCGAGCACUCAAUGCACAGGUAGUGGAGCACUUGGAGGACGAGAUUAAGGAUUUGCGGAACGGCGAAUCCGAGGAAAGCUCACAGGUCAUUGCACAAAAAGAGGCCGAGAUCAAGGAACUCAGAAAGGACUCACUUAACUCGGUCCAGGAGGCCUUGGAGUGCUGGACCUUUCUCAACAUCUACCACUCCGUACUCAAGAUAGACACUUUCACCUUCGAUGAUUUCGUGUGUGCAAUGGGCUGGAACGAUACGCAACUCAAAAGCUUUGGCAGGUGCGAGCUCUUGGACGAAAUCUGGUGCGCCGUUCUCGGCCUUGUGGUCUCCAACGAACCUGCGUCGACUAAAAGCUCAGACGAUACCAAGAUCUCGGGGCUACAGAUCACGUUGCCGCCCGACGUAAAGCUUUUUACGAAAAGCGGUAGUUCUAAAAACGAAGAGAAUGACGACGCAAUGAAAGGGUCUGAUAGCGAACAUGAGCCCAGACCACUUAAGAUAGAGGAUGACGUUUCCGAAAAUGAGUCAUCCUCUCCCUCUCCCCAUAAAAGCAGAAAGAACGGCAAAUCACCUGAGACUGUCGCUGGCCAAAAAAGUUCCAUAGACGCCGAUGACGAGGCCGAGCCAUCCGAAGAUGAUGCUGACACAGAAGGAGACAACGAAUCGCACACGCAUGGACACAAUGCAUACUCUGUCGUUAAUCAUAGGGGUGUCAAAUGGCAUGAAAAGCUUCGCAAGCGGAAUUUCAAGGACGGCAACUGGCUCACUAUCGUCAUGGGCGUUCUCUCACUUGUCGAAUAUGUGCCGGAGUAUUCUGACACAAUUCAAAGAGUGUAUCAAACGCUUGCUCCUUCUCUGAUCACGCCCGCGACUCCUUCAACUGUACUUUCACAAUUCUACACAUGCAUGGGAAUCGACCUCCGUUUGAAGGUCCUCCAUAUACUAACCUCGCUUGUUGUCAACGGGAACUCUGUGAGAAAUUACAUUGACGAGUCGCUUGAUGCGUCUGCAAAUUUGAGACGCAACAGGCUUGACAUCCUACGGGACUGGAAAGCCCAUGUCGAAACUGCCAAUAAAUUACACGUCGAGGUUUUCAACAGAUUGAUGGACGCAGUGAGCACAACUUCAGACACAAAGCUUUGGUCUUCAUUUUCUCGAAAGAAGCAUAGACUCAACACAAAAGGAUACGAGAUGACCGGAUAUGUGCAAGCACUUGCUGAUGCAGAUCCAUCCUUCAAAGAGCUAUGGGAUGCACGAGAAGCAGCUCUUUCUAAGAUAAGAGAAUCUAAGGCACAGAAGAAAGAUGUGGAAAUGCAACUUUCGCAAUUGGACUGUCAGAGGGUUAGACUUCUUGGAAAAGAUAGACACUUUAACAGAUAUUGGUGGUUUGAAAACAACGGCUUACCCAAUAUACAUUAUUCGGGAGACGGGGAUGAGGAUGAAGAACAGCAAGAGCCGGAAAGUGACGAGGAAGUUGAUGACAAAGAUGAUUUUCAAACCGAAACCUACCUCAUGGGCUGCCUUUGGAUUCAAGGACCUACUGGAAUGGACUCCCUUUCGCAUCUCAAGCUAACAAAAGAGGAAGUGGAUAGCAUGAUUGGCGCCAUGGAGGAUACAAAUUCUGUUCAAACAGUUAAGUUGGAAAAUGAAGAUUCUCCUGAUGCCGAAACAACGGAAAAGCAAAAUAACGAUGCGGUCAAUGGUGCCCAGCCUCUUAAGGAAAUGGAUUUUUCACAUGUGCCAGGCCCAGUUGUUUCUGAAGCAGCGAAUAAGGGAAUCAACUACCGUCAUAACUCGAUUGAAUCCCACGAUUCUUCAAAGAUUAUCGACAAGUAUGGAGGGUUGCCCAAGGACUACGAUGUGAUGACACUUUCGGCAGUUCAACGCAAGUUUAUCGAAGAACGAGCAGUCCCCCUUUUUUCGGGAAAACAGUGGAGGUUUUUUGAUCAUGCCGAAGACGUGGAUAGCUUGAUAAAGUGGCUUAAUCCGUGGGGCAAACGAGAGUCACUUUUGCGCAAAGAAUUUUUGCGUGUGAGAGAAGGAAUGACUGCUAGUAUCACAGCUCGCAGAAAAGCGCUCUGGCUCGACAAACUACCCAAAGAAGAGACGGAGCUUGAAGGUCAAAUCGAAGCCGUGGAGGCCAGGAUUCAAAAAUGCAGAAGCGGUGUCGUUGAUGAAUUGGAGCCUGAGGAAAGCGGAGAUGACAUCACCCCUAGAAAAAGACCCAAUAGACGGGGUGCUGGUGGUGCCAACAAGAGACAAAAAACAGCGGCUGAAACCAUCAAGACCGGAACUCUUGACGAGCUCGAACAGUUGCAGAUUGAAUUGAAAGAAACCAUGGCUGCAAGGUUGGAGCAAAACCCCAUUGCAAGAGUGACGGAGUGGGUAAACCGCACCGCCCGAGACGAAUUUGAGAAGCCAUUAUAUGAGGGUGGAGACAAGGCCAAGCCGCGGGCAAGAAAAAGCAAGAAGUAGUGACGUUAAGAUUAUACAUAGUUACAUAUAUGUGAAGAUCUGAGCAGGGUUCGUCAUCCGCCUUUGGAUUAACAGGCCACCUGUGCAAGUCACGCAGCACGGUACCGUUUAGCUCCGUCAUAGUCGUGACUGUUUCCGGUGCGUUUGCCCGAAUGACGUCUCGACCGGUCCAAA